AUGGAACAAACGCCUAAGCGUUCGGUUAGCUGCCUGGAAUGCGGAAAUAUGCCAUAUUACCAUCCAAACAUCAAAAAGAUGGAGCAGGUCAUACAGAUCAUGAGUAAAAACGGCAAUGUUCGAGGCUUAAUCCACAUCCAAAUCUACAACGUCGAGAAUAAUAAAUACUCGAUCGGUAACCAACUAUUCGAUACCAUACCGGAACUAAUCGACUUCUUCUCAAGCAACCCCAUACAGAAUAUGGAGAACCUGAAAAACGUGCUGCUACAAACACCCAUUUAUUUCUACGGAUCGCCUUCCGCUAAUAAUUUCUCCUCUCCGAGAAGCAGUUUUCAGCACCCGCCAAUCACAAAGAGUCGUAGCCUGGCCGAAAAUAACAGCAACAACAACAAUAAAGGCGAGUAUGUUUUCGACGGUAAUAACAACAAUCCUGAAUCGAACCGGGAAGAUUACAUACAUCCGGGACCCAUGCCCAGAACAAUCCAGAGAUUAUCUAAUAACAUUGAUAGUCCUUUCAAUAAUAAUAAUAAUAAUAACAACAACAACAACAAUAAUAAUAGCAAUAACAAUAAUAGAAACAACAGUAAUUUGACAGAAGAUAGCGAUCUGUAUAACGAUUUAGAUGAAUUGGCGGUGGAGGCAGAUGAUAGUAAGAAUAAUGAAAAUAAUAAUAACGACAACAAAAAUAACAAUAACAAUAAAACUAACAACAACAACAACCAAUGCCCAUCAGACACAGGCUAUGCAGAUAGCGACACAAGCAGAGAGAUAUUAGACACGUUAAACCUGCCACAGAACUGGAAACUUGUGAAGUACCGUAACAAAACCAGCAACAACAAAAACAUCAACAACAACCAUUCCAUUUACACAAACUGUUCACAACACUUUUACAAAUUUUACUACAGCUCACCAGAGGACGCCGAAAAUUCAUAUUACAUAGACAGCCUUCCUCUAGAUGUCAUACUACUGCUCAAUGCUGACAUGUUACUGCGCGUGCAAACGUUUUGUAAUAGUGUGAAAAAAACUUCAACUUCGACGAAACCGAAAAGCGGUCAGAAUAUUUUGGCCCCAAAACAAGAUGGCGGUGGUACCCCUAACCAGUCUUCUUGGCAAAACGGAAGUGCGAAUUCAGCUGUUGUUAAAACCGGACCAAACUCCUCGCCUUACCUGAGCAUGGAUAAAUGCACUAAAUCGAUGAAAUCAGCUAAAUUAUAA
This is a messenger RNA of Helobdella robusta, 1215 nucleotides long. RefSeq lists its product as hypothetical. Lineage: Eukaryota; Metazoa; Annelida; Clitellata; Rhynchobdellida; Glossiphoniidae. The transcript is spliced from 3 exons. The record is from RefSeq and is a predicted model, not a curated record. Bases 1 to 1215 code for a protein of 404 amino acids.